Messenger RNA from Ilex paraguariensis (yerba mate), 1118 nucleotides. Lineage: Eukaryota; Viridiplantae; Streptophyta; Magnoliopsida; Aquifoliales; Aquifoliaceae. The record is from the annotation of a GenBank genome assembly.
CUUCCUUCCACAUAGGAGAGAGCAAGAAAGUUCGUGGAUAUCUACCGGAGUUUCUCCGGCCGGAAAAUUUGAGAAAGUACGUGGAGAUUAUGGACUGCUUGGCGAGGCAGCAAAUAGUAACUGAGUGGACACCAGGGAGAGAAGUGAAGGCUUUGCCUCUGGCGAGAAAACACACUUUUGCGCUGGCAUGUCAGCUUUUUAUGAGCAUCGACGAUCCCGAGCAGAUAGCCCGGCUAGCCAAUUCUUUCGCUCGAGUCUCAGCCGGGCUAUUGGCCGUGCCCAUUGAUUUUCCAGGCACGAUUUUCAAUCGUGCCAUCAAGGCGGCCAACAUGAUCAGGUAUGAGCUUUUGCCAAUCAUAAAGAAGAGGAGAGAUCUAAUGGCAGAGAACAAAGAGAUGGAAACUCGAGACCUGUUGCGCCACUUGAUCCUUUCGACGGAUCAAGAUGGCAGGUUUAUGACGGAGAUGGAAAUUGCUGAUAAGAUUUUGCAUUUACUUGUUGCGAGCCAUGACACCACGAGCACUGUGAUCACCUUUGUUGUGUUCUAUCUUGCAGAUUAUCCCCAUGUCUACAAAGAAGUCUUGAAGGGUAAUUCUUCUUCUUCUUACAUUGGUUUCCCUUGGACAACAGAACAAAUGGAAAUCUUAAAGUCCAAAGGUCCAGAAAAAGUGUUGAGUUUUGAGGACAUCCAAAAGAUGAGGUAUUCGCGAAAUGUUGUCAAUGAAGUAUUGAGGCUAUCGCCACCUGCUCCGGGAGCCUUUAAACAUGUCAUAAGAGACUUCACUUACGAAGGCUUCACCAUUCCAACAGGAUGGAAGGCACAUUGGAGCGUGUUUUCGACACACCAAAAUCCAAAAUACUUCCCAAAUCCAAAGAAGUUCGACCCUGCGAGGUUUGAAGGAAGUGGACCUAUGCCAUUCAGUUUUGUGCCGUUUGGUGGAGGUCCUCGUAUGUGCCCUGGGGCUGAGUUUGCACGCCUGGUAAUACUAAGCUUCAUACACAACUUGGUCACUAGAUUCAAGUGGGAGAAAUUGAUUCCAGAUGAAAAGGUCAAAUUUGAUCCAUCACCCAUUCCAGUGAAUGGAUUACCAAUACGGCUCGUGCCUCAUAAAUGUUAA